UUCGCCCAACAGUGCAUUCUGGGUGCAACCCAAGAUGGCUGCGCCCUUGCAGAAGUGCUGAAAAAGUGCCUCUCCGGAGAAAUUCUCAGGAUUGUGUGUGAUUUCCAAGAAAACCGUCGCACCAAAUCCGCUACCAGGGUCGCUGGUUUGUAGAAGAAGACCACACGAUCCCAGUCAUCGAUAAGUGUGGCCGGUGCUUCGUGUGGCUGUGGCAGACUGUCCGCGUGAAGAUGGGCCUCGUCUCCAGCCCCUUCCCAUAGCGAAGAGCCGUGGGGAGAGGAGCCGCAGAUUCCCCUGCAAACACGCACCCGUCCAACUCGGACUUGACGGGUUUGACAUACUAUACAGGUUGUGGACGCUGCCCUACAAUUUUCUGACCAGGAUUGUUUGUGCGACCGUGUCUGUCAUCGUCCGGAGACGAAGAGGUUCUCCUGCCCGGGUUGAUAAUCCCACCGCACCAAGGUCUUGCACGUAUCUGCACACUUCUAUGCCACAACUAGCGCCAUUUCUGCACAUCUGAUCGGUUUCGAUUACCUUAUAUUAUCAGGCUCUAUUCAUGUGGUUUCGCUUUAAAUAGCACUAGCUUCUCCUGUAGUUUGACAGCUGCCUGCAAUAGCCAGAGCCAGCUGUCAAAUGAGCUGCGCUAGUGGAGCUAGCUGGGCUAACGUUAACUGUCCCGCCGGUUGCUCGCUAGCAAAGAGCUCCAGCUGUGAACCAAGUUAAUGACAGCAUAUCCGUAUUUACAUGGUUGUAGGCGCACGCAACAGUUAACCAAACUAGCUCCUCAUCUGUGGCUGGAGCAGUGCUCACGUGGCCAGCGUUUAGCCCCACCAUGACAUCAUCCAGGUGUUGCUCUCUCUGUGACGGAGUGAUAGUAAGCUGGAUACUACACUGCAGAGUGAGACAGCUCCAGACGCCAGUGGGUUUGGUUUCACUUGUUGUGAUUUUCCUUCAUGCAGCAGAUUCACAGCAGUGCAUUAAACAUGACUCAUAACCACCAUCACCUGACCUGACGGAACUAUUUUUGGUUUAAGGUCAUAACACUGGAAGCUCAGCAGCCAUUGUGGUUUUCCAGAUAAUCAAUUUUCAGUAUUGCAACUUGUCCACUGGUAUCUUUUUGCUUCUACAGUUACUAAGUACAUGCAUCACCAGUAUUGCAAUAUCUGCGCACUUACAUUGGUUGUAAUAUUUCAAAGCUCACUUUCUCUGGAAGACUUGUAUGCUUGAAACAUCACAACGCACAAACAGCUUUUUAGGUGGAAGUUAGGUAAUGUGUUGUUUAAGGUUUUGUGAACCUACUUUUUUUUUUUUGAUAUCUUCCUUUAAGGGUCAGAGAAAAACUUGUUGAUUGUUAAUAUCUUCAAAACCCAAGCAGCACCACUUAUAUUAGUCUAAAUUUAAAUCAGGAGUCAUCAAAAAAUAAGUAAAUAAGAUUACUGCAGUAACCGGAUGGUGUUGUUUUCACUCUCAUGGAUUAUUUAUGAUCCACCACCACAUUUAAGUGUCUCAUGUUGGUCCCUGUAGCGUGGCUAGACAGACUCUUUGGUUCUGCCAAUACUGCACAAUGCCUUCCUUAUGUAUACACAUGCUUUCAGGUGAUCUUUUAUUUUCAGAUUUAUGUUACAUUUAUGUUAUUUAUGUUAUAGCAGUUGAGUAGUGGGUGACAAAUGUAUCAGCCAUUUUCAUUGUUAUUGUGAGAGUAAAGUACCAGCCCCAGCUAAAAUGAUCAUAUUGUUGGUUAGCUUACCAACACAACUGCACAGCAUGAGGCGACAGAAAUUCAUCAAACGUGUGUUACUAACGAGAGCUCCCCCCUGCAGGGCCCUGAUGAAAAUGGACUCGGACUUACUUCCUUCUCCAGCCGUGGGCCUCGCAGAGGAAGAGGAGGCCGACAUGAAUGACUGGAAACUUCCCCUGGCCUUCAUGAAGAAACGGCACUCUGAGAAGAUUGAGGGCUCCAAGGCUUUAGCACAGAGCUGGAGGAUGAAGGACAGGAUGAAGACUGUGAGUGUAGCGCUGGUGUUGUGUCUCAACGUGGGAGUGGACCCUCCUGAUGUGGUCAAGACCUCCCCCUGCGCCAGACUGGAGUGCUGGAUAGAUCCUCUGUCGAUGAGUCCACAGAAAGCCCUGGAGACCAUCGGGGCCAAUCUGCAGAAGCAAUACGAAAAUUGGCAACCCAGGGCGCGUUACAAACAGAGUCUGGACCCCACGGUGGACGAGGUGAAGAAGCUGUGCACGUCGCUGAGACGCAACGCCAAAGAGGAGCGAGUCCUCUUCCACUACAACGGCCACGGGGUGCCACGGCCCACUGUCAACGGAGAGAUCUGGGUUUUUAAUAAGAACUACACCCAGUACAUCCCGCUGUCCAUCUACGACCUGCAGACGUGGAUGGGGAGCCCGUCCAUUUUUGUCUACGACUGCUCCAACGCGGGAAUCAUUGUCAAGUCCUUUAAACAGUUCGCCCUGCAGAGAGAGCAGGAACUGGAGGUGGGCAGCUGCACCGACAACACACACUCGUGGUUUACGGCAUGUCACAACACAGCAGCCAUGAAAUUGUAGUCGGGUUGUAAUAACAAAACAAACACGCACUGUGUGCAGGCAAACAGGGUGAAACAAACCGAAUCACACCCUGGUAUUCCCAAUAUUCCAGCUGAUUUGUUCCAUGAUUCACUGUCGGAGCCGCUCCAGGAUCUUUCUCUGCAGUGGUUUUGUAUGCAGAAGAGUGCCAAGUUGGUGCCAGGGGUGACGUUAGACCUCAUCGAGAAGAUCCCCGGCAGGCUCAACGACAGACGCACUCCCCUCGGAGAACUCAACUGGAUCUUCACAGCCAUCACUGACACAAUUGCCUGGAAUGUGCUGCCUAGAGAUUUGUUCCAGAAGCUGUUUCGCCAGGACCUGCUGGUGGCCAGCUUGUUCCGCAAUUUCCUGUUAGCAGAGAGAAUAAUGAGGUCGUACAACUGUACCCCGGUCAGCAGUCCCCGCCUGCCCCCUACAUACAUGCACGCCAUGUGGCAAGCGUGGGACCUGGCCGUGGACAUAUGCCUCUCUCAGCUGCCUACCAUCAUUGAGGAGGGCACCGCCUUCAGACACAGUCCCUUCUUUGCGGAGCAGCUGACAGCGUUUCAGGUGUGGUUGACGAUGGGCGUGGAGAACAGAAACCCUCCUGAGCAGCUCCCAAUCGUACUGCAGGUCCUCCUUAGUCAGGUUCAUCGGCUGCGAGCACUCGACCUGCUCGGACGGUUUCUGGAUCUUGGUCCCUGGGCCGUCAGUCUGGCCCUGUCUGUGGGGAUCUUCCCCUACGUAUUAAAGCUGCUCCAGAGCUCAGCCAGAGAGCUGCGGCCUCUGCUGGUUUUCAUCUGGGCUAAAAUCCUCGCCGUAGACAGUUCAUGUCAAGCUGACCUGGUGAAAGACAACGGACACAAGUACUUCCUGUCAGUGUUAGCUGACAGUUACAUGCCAGCUGAGCAUCGAACCAUGGCUGUCUUCAUAUUGGCUGUUAUCGUCAACAGCUACAACACAGGGCAGGAGGCCUGUCUGCAGGGCAACCUAAUAGCCAACUGCCUGGAGCAGCUGUCGGACCCCCACCCCCUGCUCCGCCAGUGGGUGGCCAUUUGCCUGGGCCGCAUCUGGCAGAAUUUUGACCCGGCACGCUGGUGUGGAGUUCGGGACAGUGCCCACGAGAAGCUCUACACUCUGCUGUCGGAUCCCAUCCCUGAGGUGAGGUGUGCGGCUGUCUUUGCUUUGGGGACGUUUGUGGGAAACUCUGCUGAGAGGACGGACCACUCCACCACCAUCGACCACAACGUGGCCAUGAUGCUGGCCCAGCUCAUCAACGAUGGCAGCCCUGUGGUCCGCAAGGAGCUGGUAGUAGCACUGAGUCACCUGGUGGUCCAAUAUGAAAGCAACUUCUGUACAGUUGCCCUCCAGUUUAUAGAAGAGGAGAAGAACUAUACAGUGCCAUCACCGGCCAACACCGCAGAGCCUGGUAACUUGACUCCAGUGAGGGACAGCCCAGCCAUCCCACGCCUGCGAUCGGUCAACUCCUACACCAACAUUCGAGCUGCUACCACUGCCCGCAACCUGAACAAGAGCCUGCAGAACCUCAACCUCAAUGAAGAAAGUGGCCCAGCAGCCUUCUCUCCUGGUAACCUGAGCACCAGCAGCAGCGCCAGCAGCACCCUGGGGAGCCCCGACAAUGACGAGUACAUCCUCUCCUUUGAGACCAUCGACAAAAUGAGACGGGUGUCCUCCUAUUCUUCGCUCAACUCCCUUAUAGGUGUGUCCUUCAACAGUGUAUACACUCAGAUCUGGAGAGUGCUGCUACACCUCGCUGCAGACCCUUUUCCUGAAGUGUCAGAUCUGGCCAUGAAGGUGCUCAACAGCAUAGCAUACAAGGCAACAAUGAACGCUCGGCCCCAGAGGAUCCUGGACUCUGGAUCUCUCACCCAGUCGGCCCCAGCCAGCCCCACCAGCAAGGGCACGCACAUCCACCAGGCUGGUGGGUCUCCUCCCAUGCCGAGCACCAGCAGCUCGAGUCUGACCAACGAGGUACCCAAACCCCCCGCCAGAGAGCAGCCGGCUACACGACCUCCCUACACCCCCACAUUGGGAGGACAGGCGCCUCACUCCCAUCAGUUCCCCCGCACCCGUAAGAUGUUUGACAAGGGACCUGAGCAGGCAGCUGAGGAUGGUGACGAGCCGGGCGGUCACAGGAACUACAUCAGUGCAUCGCUCCAGACGGGCCUGUGUGAUUGGAGCGCCAAGUAUUUCGCUCAACCUGUCAUGAAGAUCCCAGAGGAGCAUGACGUGGAGAGUCAGGUGAGGAUGGAGCGGCAAUGGAGGUUCUUGAGAAACACUCGCGUGAGAAAACAGAGCCGAUGCAUCACACAAAAGGGUGUUUCCCGUCUGGAUGAUCAAAUAUUCAUCAACCGCAACCCUGGAGUACCAUCUGUUGUGAAGUUUCACCCCUUCAACACCUGCAUCGCUGUGGCUGACAAAGACAGCAUCUGUUUCUGGGACUGGGAGAAGGGCGAGAGGUUGGACUACUUCUACAACGGAAACCCUCGGUACACUCGCAUCACAGCCAUGGAGUACCUGAACGGACACGACUGUUCAUUACUGCUCACUGCAACAGACGAUGGAGCGCUACGUAUUUGGAAGAACUUUGCCGACCAGAAGAACCCAGAGAUGGUGACGGCGUGGCAGGGCCUCUCGGACAUGCUGCCCACUACCAGAGGUGCAGGCAUGGUCGUUGACUGGGAGCAGGAGACGGGUCUCCUCAUGACGUCUGGAGAUGUCCGAGUCGUAAGGAUCUGGGACACCGACAGGGAGAUGAAGGUCCAGGACAUCCCAACCGGAGCAGACAGCUGUGUGACCAGCCUUUCCUGUGAUUCCCAGCGUUCACUCAUCGUAGCCGGUCUUGGUGACGGAUCCGUACGCGUAUUCGACAGGAGGAUGGGUCCAAAUGAAUGUCGGGUGAUGACCUACAGGGAGCACGGAGCCUGGGUGGUCAAAGCUCAUCUACAGAAGGAGACUGACGGACAUAUUAUCAGUGUCAGUGUUAACGGGGAUGUUCGGUUCUUUGAGCCGCGGGCGCCAGACUCCAUCAACGUGCUGCAGACAGUGAAGGGGUUAACAGCCCUGGACAUACACCCACAGGCCAACUUGUUCGCCUGUGGGUCGAUGAACCAGUUCAUAGCGGUCUACAACUCUAACGGCGAUGUGAUCAGCAACAUAAAGUAUUAUGACGGCUUCAUGGGACAAAGGAUUGGGGCCAUCAGCUGUUUAGCCUUCCAUCCUCACUGGCCCCACUUGGCGGUAGGCAGCAAUGACUACUACAUGUCCAUCUAUUCAGCAGAGAAGAGGCUCAGAUAACACACCAGCAUUCAUCAACAACACUUCCCCAACAAAUCUACUACAUAUGACUUCUGACCCACAGCCUCGAGCUCUGGGAUGUAAAUUAUGUUUUUGUUGUACAUAUGCAAUUACCACCCUGAAUGUUCUAGUGAUGGCUGCUGACAAAAACUCAUGCU
This is a messenger RNA of Anarrhichthys ocellatus (wolf-eel), 6032 nucleotides long. RefSeq names its product regulatory associated protein of MTOR, complex 1 (gene rptor). The record is from RefSeq and is a predicted model, not a curated record. Gene Ontology annotation, cellular component: TORC1 complex; cytoplasm. The transcript is spliced from 37 exons. Gene Ontology annotation, biological process: regulation of autophagy; TORC1 signaling; cellular response to amino acid stimulus. Lineage: Eukaryota; Metazoa; Chordata; Actinopteri; Perciformes; Anarhichadidae. Gene Ontology annotation, molecular function: protein binding; protein-macromolecule adaptor activity.